Molecule: messenger RNA, 285 nt
Organism: Caenorhabditis elegans
Lineage: Eukaryota; Metazoa; Nematoda; Chromadorea; Rhabditida; Rhabditidae
Gene: nlp-90
Exons: 2
Coding region: 1-285 (94 amino acids)
Source: RefSeq, marked reviewed
AUGUUAAGGACACUUAUCAUUUUUGCUUGCGUUUUCAUGCUCACAUCAGCUUCACUGUUGGAACAUCCUUGUCGCGUGCACCGAAUAAAAAGACCAGACUUCCAUUUCAAGAGGAAUUGCUUCUUUUCUCCCGCACAGUGCAUUUUGGAAAAUUUCCCGAAAAGUUCCAAUCUGAUACCAAUGCUUUCAAUAUUUGAGGAUAAGUCACUGACCACAAUUUAUUCGAAAAUGACCCGCUCUAACAACAUGCCUUUUUUUUUUCGGCUCCAGGAAAUAGGACACUAA